AUGGGGAUGAAAACAGUUUUUGUUUGGUUCAUAUGGUUGGGGUUGGUGGAUUUUGCUGUAGGAGGAAGGGUGAGGCACUACAAGUUUGAUGUGGAGUACAUGAUCAAAUCGCCAGAUUGCUUGGAACACGUUGUGAUGGGAAUCAACGGCCAGUUUCCAGGACCAACUAUUAGGGCUGAAGUUGGUGACACUCUUGAUAUUGCUCUCACCAACAAGCUUUUCACUGAGGGAACAGUCAUUCAUUCACUGGCAUGGAAUCAGACAGCCUGGAACAUAUUUCUACCAUGGUCACCAUGGUAUGCGAGCAGCAGGGUUGUAUGGUUCAUUAAUAGUAGAUUUGCCAAAGGGACAAAGGAACCGUUUCAUUAUGAUGGUGAGUUCAAUCUUCUUCUAAGUGAUUUGUGGCACACCGGCUCUCAUGAACAAGAAGUUGGUCUCUCCACAAAACCAUUAAAAUGGAUUGAUGAACCUCAGACUCUGCUGAUCAAUGGAAGUGGGCAAUUCAAUUGCUCCCUGGCAGCUAAAUUUACCAACACCACCCUACCCCAGUGCCAAUUUAAAGGUGGUGAAAAAUGUGCCCCUCAAAUUCUUCAUGUUGAGCCAAACAAGACCUACAGGAUUAGGAUUGCCAGCACCACUUCUCUAGCUGCACUCAACUUAGCCAUUUCGAAUCACAAACUUGUUGUGGUGGAAGCUGAUGGAAACUAUGUUACACCAUUUGCGGUUGAUGAUAUGGAUAUUUACUCUGGAGAGUCCUACUCAGUUCUCCUUCGCACAGAUCAAUAUCCAAACAAAAACUACUGGCUUUCAGUUGGGGUUAGGGGAAGAAAACCUAACACCACACAAGGCCUAACCAUUCUGAACUACAAGUCAAUCUCUGCCUCAGUUUUUCCAACUUCUCCACCACCUAUCACACCCAUUUGGAAUGAUUUUGAACGUAGUAAAGCAUUCACCAAGAAAAUCAUUGCCAAGAUGGGAACCCCACAACCUCCAAAACGUUCUGAUCGUACAAUUUUCCUCCUCAACACCCAAAAUCGCAUUGACGGUGAGAUUCACCCUUGGCACUUGCAUGGGCAUGACUUUUGGGUAUUGGGGUAUGGAGAAGGCAAAUUCAAACAAGGUGAUGAGAAGAAAUUCAACUUGACACAUGCACCAUUGAGGAACACUGCAGUUAUUUUUCCAUAUGGUUGGACUGCUCUGAGGUUUAAGGCAGAUAACCCAGUUGGAAAAAUCCCAAGGAAAGCACUAACUUGUGGGCUUACCGGGAAGAAGCUAGUAGAAAAUGGACACUACUGA
Messenger RNA from Sphenostylis stenocarpa, 1296 nucleotides. Lineage: Eukaryota; Viridiplantae; Streptophyta; Magnoliopsida; Fabales; Fabaceae. The record is from the annotation of a GenBank genome assembly.